UUCAUUUGAGAGUUUGAGCAUUUUCUCUCUUUGUUCGGAGAUACAGAGGGCAUCCUAAUUCAAAUUCUCUCCUGCUAUUGAAUUGCUGAACAAUCGAGAAAUCUCAAUGGAGAUUGAAGAAGUAGCAGAUGAUAGAGUUGCAGAAACGGCACAGCAAAUUGUAAGAUCUCUUGGUACCUCCGAAAACGAGACCAAUGAUAUGCUCAGAAUCCUCUCCAACUUCGACAGCCGCUUAUCUUUCAUGAGCCCAACCGCGCAUGGAAGGAAGGAUUUGUUUUCACUCAGUUUUUCCGCAGCAGAGAAUCUGAUUUCCAAAUGGGACAUCAAUUCUACAAACAAAAUUCUGUUCCAGAGCGGUGCAGAAGAAGUCCUUGUGUACAUGGACAUAGUCGAAAAUCUGCAACACUUGAUGCAGCAUUUGUCCGCCGGCGGCAACGCCUCUGCAGAUCUCAUCCGUGCUCAGCGACUGAUGAAAAUGGCGAUGGCCCGUCUGGAGAAAGAGUUUCACAAAAUUCUGUUAUCUAACAGCGAGGCGAUCAAUCCAGAGCGAUGGUUGUCGACAUGCCCGUCGGUCCAUUCGAGCAUAGAGGACAGCGUCUCUAGAUCUAUCCGCUCCUCCGAAGACGGCAGCGGCCAAUUUACGGACAACAGUUCGUUAAUUGACAGAAUUCUCGAAUUCGACACGGUGCCGUUGGACGCCGUGGCGGAUUUGAGAAGCAUAGCGGAGAUCAUGGCGAAGACAGGGUACGGGAGGGAAUGCGUUCGAGUCUUCGUUCUCAACAGAAAGUCCGUGGUGGAAGAAAGUCUGUACAAUCUUGGCGUUGAGAAGGUGAAAUUGAGCGAUGUGCGGAAAAUGAAGUGGGAAUUGCUGGAUGAAAAGAUCAAGAAAUGGAUUUACACUGCCAAAAUCAGCAUCCGAGUUGUGUUUUGUAGGGAGAAGCAGCUUUGUGAUGAUGUGUUUGAGGGGAUGAAUAAGAUGAGAGAUGCUUGUUUUGCAGAAAUCGCCAAGGAGGCCACAACCAGGCUUCUCGCCUUCGCAGAAGCCGUGGCCGCCACCAGCCGGACGCCCGAAAGGAUCUUCAGGGUUCUUGAUCUGUAUGAAACCCUAACCGAUCUGAAACCUGAGCUGGAGGCCAUUUACUGUCAAGAUAUUUUCAGAAGCGUGCAUGAAUUGGCCGGCGGGAUUCUUUUCCGGCUGCGAGAGGCGGCGAAGGGGAUGUUAGCAGAAUUUGAGAAGGCGCUUGAGAAAGAUUAUUCCAAGACCCGAAUUGCUGGCGGGACUAUUCAUCCUCUCACCAGAUACACAAUGAAUUAUCUCUCUUUUCUAUCUGAAUACAGGGAAACUUUGAUAAAUAUAACGGCAGAUGCGCCGGAGAAGAUUACAAAGGAUCUCCCUGAGGAAUUCGCCAUUGAUGAUGAGCUUCUCGGUCCCUCCGCCCCUUUGUCCAUCCGUCUGGGAUGGAAGAUUUUCCUCCUCUUCUGUAAGCUCGACACAAGAUCCGAUCUUUACAAAGAUGUGGCACUGUCGUAUCUGUUUCUCAUGAAUAAUCUUCACUACAUAGUCCAGAAAGUGAAUGACUCGGAGCUCAAAUAUAUGCUGGGGAAGGAGUGGGUGAGAAAACAGUGGAAUAAGGUGAGGCAUUAUGCAGUGAAUUAUGAGAGGGCUGUUUGGGGGAAAGUGAUGUCGUGUCUAGCAGACCAGGGAUCUCUUGCUAAUGGCGGCUCUGUCGGCGGGGAGGAUUUGAAAGAGAGAUUAAAGGAUUUCAAUUUGGCAAUGGAGGAGGUGAAGAAAAGGCAUGGCGGAUGGGUGGUGCCUGAUGUCAGCCUGCGAGAGAAGCUCGUGGCUGCAAUCAUGGAGCAGUUGAUACCAGACUACGCUUCUUUCCUUGAGAGAUACAGGACUCGAUUUCAAAGCGACUUGUACGUCAAAUACACAGCUGAAGAACUGCAAGAUUUUGUGUUGGACAUGUUCAAAGGCAGUCCGUCGGCCAGAUCCAUGUGACUGGUUUAUUUAAAGUCCUAUAUUUGUCCCUUUCACAGGCGAGGCCAAAAACCUACAGUGUGAAAAGUUUUUUUAACUAAAUAUGUUGUAAAUUAUGACUGGUUAGAUGUAAGAAGAGAAAAUGUCAAUUAAAACUGCCUAAGGUCCAUAGGAUGACUUGUGGUCCCUAAAAAUGGACAUUGCACGGUUGACUUUGAAGUAAUUUGAAAUUAUAA
This is a messenger RNA of Cryptomeria japonica (Japanese cedar), 2217 nucleotides long. RefSeq names its product exocyst complex component EXO70A1. Gene Ontology annotation, molecular function: phosphatidylinositol-4,5-bisphosphate binding. Gene Ontology annotation, cellular component: exocyst. Gene Ontology annotation, biological process: exocytosis. The transcript has a single exon. The record is from RefSeq and is a predicted model, not a curated record. Bases 107 to 2002 code for a protein of 631 amino acids. Lineage: Eukaryota; Viridiplantae; Streptophyta; Pinopsida; Cupressales; Cupressaceae.